Messenger RNA from Saxophila tyrrhenica, 1035 nucleotides. RefSeq lists its product as uncharacterized. The record is from RefSeq and is a predicted model, not a curated record. Lineage: Eukaryota; Fungi; Ascomycota; Dothideomycetes; Mycosphaerellales; Extremaceae. The transcript has 3 exons. Gene Ontology annotation, molecular function: hydrolase activity. The coding region runs from base 1 to 1035 and encodes 344 amino acids.
AUGAGAGUCUCUCGAAUCUCUUUCGUAGCAUUCGCUCUUGCGGCCCUGGGGAAUGCUCUCCAACCGUUCGACACAUGGGGCCAUGAAAGAAUCCAACUGGAGCACGUUUCCAUCCAUUUUCGUUACUCCGAGUCUGGCAAGCCGCCGCUCCUGCUCGUCCAUGGCUGCCCUCAGCACUCGCGGACCUGGACACACAUCGGACCGUUGCUUGCUGAGAAGUAUACCGUGAUCGCUCCGGAUAACCGUGGCAUGGGCGACUCGAGCUUGAGCGACGAUGAUAAUUACACUGCUUUGUCCGCAGGAGGAGACCUUCAGGCCAUCUUGAGCUUCCUCAACAUCAACAGGACUUUUGUCUUUGCUCAUGACAAAGGUGUCGGACUUGCUGCGUCGUUGGCGUUGGAGAAUCCUGAGCUGAUUGAAAAGAUCAUACUCGCUGAGUAUCCGCUGCCUGGAUAUGGGUAUACAACCGAAGUGACGUCUCCGAAUCUGUAUCAAAACUGGCAGCUAGCGUUCUUCGCCGUCCCAGAAGCCGCAAGCUUCUUCAUCCAGGGAAGGGAACGAGAAAUGCUGGACUGGUAUUUCUUCCACUCGUCCUACAGCGGAGUGGACUCAAUCUCGAAUGAUCUGAGCGAGAUCUAUACCCGCUCGAUCUCGAAGCCCGGCUUCUUGAGGUCUAUGCUAAUGUACUUCGCUGCUGCAUUCCCGGACAAAACUUACUUCGAGAACAAGAUUAGUGAAGGCAAGCUGAAAAUGCCGGUGCUGGCAAUCGGAGGAGAGGCAAGUUUUGCUCCUGCUGGUGCUAUCCGGCAGUUGUUUGAGCCCGUUGCUGCAGAUCUUCAGGUUGAUGUGAUUCCCAAAUCUGGGCAUUGGAUAGGAGAUGAGAAUCCGGCAUGGUGCGCCCAGCGAGCACUCCGGUUCUUUUGGAAUAGCUCGAGUGUUCCUGCUGUUGACCUGGCCUGGUUGGAUCAUACGUUUACCAUGCACGGAGCUUUUGGGGGAGUCGAAGUGACGGCGGGCACUAAUGGGACUGCAUGA